Messenger RNA from Paramecium tetraurelia, 324 nucleotides. RefSeq lists its product as uncharacterized. The record is from RefSeq and is a predicted model, not a curated record. The transcript is spliced from 2 exons. NCBI's taxonomy places the organism in Eukaryota, Ciliophora, Oligohymenophorea, Peniculida, Parameciidae.
AUGAGACUAUAUAUAAUACUAAGCUUGUACUUCUUAUUAACAAAAGAGCAAAUGACUUAUGAAGAAUGUAAGAGAGACUGCACUAUGGAUUGGUUAGAUUGUGUGAGUGGUUGUGAUAGUAUAGGAAAUCCUUCAUUUUGCCAUAAAAAUUGUCAAAAUGUAGUGCACUCAUGCUUAGAUGAAUGCCCAAAAAUUAUUUGUAUAGAUGAUUGCAGAAUCAGCUUAGAGUAAUGUAGGAAAAAUGGCAAAGGAGUUUGUGAAAUAUUGUUUAACCAAUGUGAGUUGAAUUGUCAAGACACUUAUAACUUAAAGGAAGACAUAUGA